This is a messenger RNA of Chironomus riparius, 1895 nucleotides long. Lineage: Eukaryota; Metazoa; Arthropoda; Insecta; Diptera; Chironomidae. The record is from the annotation of a GenBank genome assembly.
AGCAGACCAAAUCUGAUUCAAAAAUUAACUGUUAUUCUUCCUGGGAGAUAGAUUUUCAUGUCAACAAAUAAAUCAAUUUAUAGGCUAAUAUCCAGUUUAAUUAAAAAUGUCUCAAGAAGAGCUGUACAAAGCUAUAAAUCCAGUCAAAUUCUUAAAGAAACACUUAGAUAAAAGCAUAAGACCGGACGGAAGAGAUUUAUAUGAGUUUCGAUCGACUAUAAUCAACAAGAAUUCAAUAAAGAAGACGGAAGGAUCAGCAUUAGUGAAGAUUGGUAAUACGACAGUAAUUUGUGGAAUUAAAGCAGAACUAGCUGAACCUGAUAAUAUAGAUCCAAACAUCGGAUAUAUAGUUCCAAAUAUUGAAUUAAAUAAGCUAUGCUCACCAAAAUAUCGUGCAGUUGGGGUAUCUAAUGAUUCUCAAGUCCUCAGUCAAACACUCUUUAACAUAUUCGUCAGUUCCGAAUGUCUGGAUCCUAAUGAUUUAUGCAUAGCAAAAGGACGACUUGUUUGGAUCUUAUACUGUGACUUAAUAUGCCUUGAUGACAGUGGAUCUGUACUGGAUGUUGCUGUUCUAGCUUUAAGCAGUGCAUUAAAGACUGUCAGAUUACCAAAAGUUGAAUACGACUUGGAUACAAAAAUAAUUAAAGCUGAUGACAAAAUCAGAAAUCCAUUGAAUCUUAAAUGUAUGCCUGUUGCCAGUACCUUUAUGAGCUUUGAGGAUCAUUUAACAGCAGACCCAACAGACGAUGAGGAACAAAUAGCUGAUUCUUUAAUUACAAUAUCGACAUGUGAUGGAAAGUUUAAUUAUAUUCAUCAGCCUGGUGGAAAUUUCCUUGAUCCAGCAAAGUUUGAUGAUCUUGUUAAACAUGCAAUAAUUAAUAAGCAGUUAAUACAAUGGUAUCCAGGACAUAUGGCAAAAGGCGCAAAACAAAUGCAGCAGAAACUUAAAGGUGUUGAUUGCAUUAUUGAAGUCCAUGAUGCAAGAAUACCGAUGUCUGGAAGAAAUAAUGACUUACACUACUCGUUACUAACAGCCAAACCUAGUAUUUUAGUGCUUAAUAAGAAGGAUUUCGUGCCAGAGGAGCUUAAAUCCAAAAUUAUGGAUACUUUAAAGGUACAAAGGAACAUCCCAUCACAGCCAACAUUCUUCACAAAUUGUAAAGAUCAAAGAUGUACUGGAAUUAAGAAAAUCAUCCCUAAAGCUAUUCAAAUGAUACAAGAAUCAAAUAGAUUUAAUCGACAAACUGUAAAGGAGCAUUCAAUAAUGAUUAUGGGAGUUCCGAAUGUAGGAAAAUCCUCACUAAUUAAUGUUCUCAGAAAUAGGCAUUUAAAUAAGAAGGCAGCAUCAAGAGUAGGCGCUGUAGCUGGCAUUACUAGAAGUGUUUUAACGAAGAUUAAAAUCUGUGAAGAUCCAUUAAUUUAUUUAUUAGACACGCCUGGAAUUCUUAUGCCUAAUAUUAAGAACAUAGAAACAGGCAUGAAAUUAGCACUUUGUUCAUGCUUCCAAGAUCAUUUAGUUGGAGAAGAAAAUAUUGCUGAUUAUCUACUUUAUUGGCUUAAUAAGAAUCAAAAUUUUAGUUAUUUGGAAACAAUGGGACUUGAGGAACCGACAGAUGAUAUUACUUAUGCCUUACUGUCAUGUGCUCGGAAGUAUGACAAGAAAAUAGCAUUAAAGAAUUACAGUGACAAUGUUGUUGAGGAAAGACCUAAUUUACUGGCUGCUGCUAAUCAUUUUAUUAGAGCAUUUAGAACUGGUGAAUUUGGGAAGGUAUUACUGGACAAUAAUUACUUGUUAAAUGAACAAUAAAAGAGCAAGAUAUAGUAGAAUUGAAAGUAUGGAGAAAUAUAACAUUUUAACGGAAUUUUGAAAUGUUCAAAACCAUGCAAUAGUUUUG